CCCCCACCCGGCGCGGACGUGGCGCGGCAGCGUGUUUUUCAGCCCGCCCGCGGGUUGCUGUGCCUUUUAGCAUUAUUAUUCUUUUUAUUUUUAAUUACUUAUUUUUAAUUCCCCCUCCUUCGGUCUGCCCGGGGACCUGCGGGAUGGGGGACCCGGACUUGCCCCUGUUUCCCCUCCCCGGGGGCCGCUGCCAGCGGUAGGUGCCCCCUGGGGCUGCCCCCCGCCAUGGGGCAGGGUGCCGUGGGGCCGGCCGGGACGCUCAGCCUGGCCGGGGUGCUCAGCCUGGCCGGGACACUAGUGGGGGACAGCGGGGUGCAGCCAGCCGGGACCCCACUGCCACUGGACCUGGGGCACACGGCCCCUCCCGGGGGGGAUGCUCUGAGCCACGGCCGGGGCCUGGAUUGCUGGGAGGUGCGGAAACGCAACAGCUCUGAGUGGUGCCACUUCGUCCGGAGCAACCCCGACUGCCGGCUGGAGGGCGGCUUCCUAGACUACCUGGAUGGGGUCUUCUGCGUCUUCCCCUCUCGGCUGCUCCCCCUGGCCGUCACCCUCUACGCUCUCUGGCUCCUGUACCUGUUUGUCAUCCUCGGCGUGACAGCGGAGAAGUUCUUCUGCCCGAACUUAUCGGCCAUCUCCACCAACCUGAAGCUGUCUCACAACGUGGCAGGUGUCACCUUUCUGGCCUUCGGCAAUGGGGCACCAGAUGUCUUCAGCGCCGUGGUGGCCUUUUCCGACCCGCGGACGGCAGGGCUGGCCAUCGGGGCUGUCUUCGGUGCCGGUGUGUUCGUGACCACGGUGGUGGCCGGGGGCAUCGCCAUGGUCAAGCCCUUCACGGCCGCCUCCCGGCCCUUCCUCAGGGAUGUCAUCUUCUACAUGGUGGCCGUCUUCCUCACAUUCAUGGUCCUCUACUUCGGCAGGAUCACGCUGGGAGAGGCUCUGGGGUACCUGGGGCUCUAUGUCUUCUACGUGUUCACCGUGGUGCUCUGCACCUGGAUCCACCGAUGGCAGCGGGGGGAAGGACCGACCCCCCCCAGCCCCUGGGAACCAGAGAUGCCAACAGAUGCUGAAGAGCAGGAGUCCUCAGGUGCCAACAGUGGGGACUAUGGUGAGGAGUACCAGCCCCUGCUCCCCUCCCCGGAGAGCUCCUUGCGCAUCCUCUCCACUGCGCUCAGCCCCCUGGACCACCGCAAGUGGAGGAGGAAGCCCUGGUACUGGCGGCUCUUCAAGAUCUUCAAGGUGCCGGUGGAGCUGCUGCUGCUGCUCACUGUCCCUGUCGUGGACCCCGACAAGGACGACCUGAACUGGAAGAGACCCCUCAACUGCCUGCACAUCGUCACCAGCCCCCUCCUCUGCAUCCUCACUCUGAAAUCUGGCACCUAUGGGCUGUACCAGAUCCAGGGCGUCUUCCCAGUCUGGGCACUGAUCACAUUGGUUGGCUCUGUCCUGGCUACCAUCAUCUUCAUCACAACAAGCAAUGAGCGGCCACCCAAGUACCACUGUGUCUUUGCCUUCCUUGGGUUUUUGGCCAGUGCCAUGUGGAUCAAUGCCGCAGCCACAGAGCUGGUGAACAUCCUCCGCACAUUGGGUGUCAUCUUCCAGCUGAGCAACACUGUGCUGGGCCUGACGCUGCUGGCCUGGGGCAACAGCAUUGGCGACACCUUCUCCGACCUCACCAUGGCACGGCAGGGCUAUCCCCGCAUGGCCUUCUCCGCCUGCUUCGGGGGCAUCAUCUUCAUGCUGUGUCCCCAUCCUGAACAUGCCCUAGACAUCCUGGUCGGCGUGGGGCUGGGCUGCCUGCUGCAGAUGACCAGCAGCCAGCUGGUGGUGAAGCUGGAGCCCGACAGCCUGCUGGUGUGGAUCCUGGCCGGGGCCCUGGGGCUGAGCUUGGUCUUCUCCUUCGUGGCGGUGCCAGCGCAGUGCUUCCAGCUGGGCAAAGCCUACGGCCUCUGCCUCAUCCUCUACUACCUGGCCUUCCUCUGCGUGGCCCUGCUGACCGAGUUCAAGGUCAUCCACCUCUCCACUGCCUGAGAGACACGUGUCCAUCCUCCCUCCCUGCUGGAUCGGGCCCUCGCUGUCCCCUUGCACUGUCCCUGCCAGGGCGACCGAGGCACCUUGACCUCAAGCUGCUGCCACCACACGCUGGAGGCACCACGUGCCGGCUCAGCCUUCACUUUCUGGAGGGGGGGUUGGUUGUUUGUGCUUUGGGAAGGGAAAAGGAGCCAUUAGUCACUAGCCACGUCUUCGCUCUGCCUAAUCUUGUUUAACUCAAGGUGGCUCUAAGCAGGACCAAGGUGAAGACCUCGGUGUCCUCCGGUCCCGGUGGCAGAGAGGGCAGCUCCAGCCUGGGGUCACAACCAGUGAGGUUUUUCCUCUUCAACCACUUUAUUUUCCCUUUCCCACCUCUAUCCUGACUGCCUGGGGACAAGGCUGGGGCGGUCACACCACAGGGGUGACUCUGUGAAGGUCUGAGCCAUGUUUGUCACUGUAAAGGAUGUGAUUUGUUCACAGGGCGGGUUUGGAAGAGCAGCCGAGGCAAAGCAAGACGGGGUUGAGGUGAGAUGAAGCUCCAGGGCAGCGCUUGGGUUUUAGUGCAAGCAAAGCUGGAGGCAAAAAAAAAAAAAGCAAAGCAAACAAAGGGAGGCUGGUUUCCCCUUUUUUUAAAGCUCUGUUUUUGAACCUGAGUUUCAGAUCCUACUUUUCUCCUCCUCUGAGUGUGGACAGAGUGGUAGGAAAGGUCGUGGAGUUUCCACGUGCAGUGUUAGCCUGAGGCAGGACUAGGUUUAGGCACUGUAAAAAAAAAAACAACAUAAAAAUAUUGCAAUAAAAAGCCAAACCCAA
Messenger RNA from Columba livia (rock pigeon), 2838 nucleotides. RefSeq names its product solute carrier family 8 member B1 (gene SLC8B1). The transcript has 15 exons. Gene Ontology annotation, biological process: intracellular calcium ion homeostasis; calcium export from the mitochondrion. Gene Ontology annotation, cellular component: membrane. NCBI's taxonomy places the organism in Eukaryota, Metazoa, Chordata, Aves, Columbiformes, Columbidae. The record is from RefSeq and is a predicted model, not a curated record. Bases 226 to 2028 code for a protein of 600 amino acids. Gene Ontology annotation, molecular function: calcium:sodium antiporter activity.